UACAGUGUCGACUGCACAUCUCAUAGUAAGACUUUCGGACUUAGCAAUUAGAUCAAACAGAUUAUGUGUGUUUCUUGAUAUUUCGAUUGGAAUUUCGUGAAAAGAAGUUAAAACGACAAUCUUAAAUUGGAUUUUAAUUGAUAAAGCAUAAUGUCAGUAACAUCGAUAGUUGGCGGAUGGACGUCAUGGAACAAGCUCCGGGGUAACGACGACGACGACUGGGUGGACAGGCUGUCCCACAUUUACACGGUGGUGCUUCUCAUCAUCUUCGCACUGUUUACCGGCGGCGGCCAGUAUGCUGGGGACCCCAUUCAGUGCUGGUGCCCUGCACAUUUCACAGGUUCAUACGUGGCCUAUACAAAAUCAUACUGCUGGAUAAAAAAUACGUAUUACCUGCCAAUGCAGGACACCAUCCAUCCCAACAAUGACACGCACCAUCAGAAUGAACUCACCUACUACCAGUGGAUUCCGCUCAUCCUUCUCUUCAUGGCUUUCCUCUUCAAGUUCCCGAGUUUCAUUUGGCGUAUGCUUGCUGGAUAUUCUGGCAUCAACAUGGGUAAACUAGUAGAAAUGGCCGGCUCUACGCAAGUCGCCGACCAGAAGAAGCGAAACCAGACCGUUGAACAUAUCUGCCUGUAUUUGGACCGCUGGCUCGAGGCCAACCGCCAAUACCACUACAAUAUCAUCGUGCGCAUGCGUCAACGGGCCUCCAAGUUCCUCUUCCUGUGCAACAAGAGAGAGGGGACCUUUCUGACGGGGCUGUAUCUCUUAAUUAAGGCUCUGUAUGUUGUCAACGUUAUAUGCCAUUUCUUCCUGCUGAACGCUUUCCUCGGCGGAUUUUUCGAGAUGUGGGGAUUUGAGGCGAUCAACAGUUUAGCCAACGAGGCGGUUACCAAGGAGUCUAGACGCUUCCCCAGAGUGACGCUGUGUGACUUCAAGAUUCGACAGCUGCAGAACAUUCAGGAUUACACCGUCCAGUGCGUGUUGCCAAUCAAUCUGUUCAACGAGAAAAUCUUCACCUUCCUCUGGUUCUGGUUCGUCCUCGUUGCCGUGGUUACCUGCGCAAGCUUCCUCAUGUGGUUCUGGAGAACUAUUUUCCGCCGCAACCGCGUCACCAUUGUGAAAAAGUACCUGAAGAUAAACGACAACUUUCAGGCGGGUGACAAGAAGCUUUGCAAGCGAUUCGCUGAUCAGUAUCUUCGAGACGACGGUAUUUUCCUGCUCAGGAUCAUUGAAAGGAAUACAAACGAUAUCCUGAUGACCGAUCUAGUCUCGAAAAUGUGGGAAAUCUACCGCAACAAGCCAAUGAUCAGGAAAGAGCUUGAAGGCGGUGAACCCAAUGGUGACACCUACGCAUGAAAAUAGCAAACUGUUUUGCUUUUUUAACGACAUGACUUUUUUUCGAAGAUGUUCGUAAUUGUCUCGAAUCUAUAAAAAAGGGACCAAUGAUAAUAAAUUUGUGAUUUUUCUUAUAGAGGAUAGCGUCAAAAGGGACCAAUGAUUAUGUGCCUUAUUAUUUUGACAAAAGUUUGCAUAAAAUGUAAGCUUUUUUUCAUAUCUCAUCAUAUAUUGGUUCAUUUUUUUGGUUUUUAAAAAAUCCUAAUGUGAGCAUUUCAUGAACAUUUUUGCAAGAUUUUUUUGUUUGAUUUUGAAUUGGCACGUUCUACUGCAAAAUAUUUGUAUGUGUUUUUUAAAUGACAUAUUGCAAACAUAUCAAAUAAUCAGGUUUUAAUGUGUUUAUUUUCAACAUGAUGAGAAUUAAUCAUGUCAUUUCAUCAUGUAUAAUUUUUCAUUUCCUUAGGUUUUUCUUUUUAAGGUAAAGUACUGAAAUAUGAGGUACAGUCUGAAAUAUGAGGUACAGAACUGAAAUAUGAGGUUAAGUUCUAAAGUAUGAAUUUUAAUUUCGAAAUGAAAUUGUCUUUGAUAGUGUUUAAUUGAAAAUCGAUCAUCAGAUCUGCAUUUAAUGAAGGAAAAUGUAUAUUUUAGUUACAAUCUUUUGCAUGACUGGUAUUCUUUAAAAUAUAAUUGGAACCUAAAAAAGGGCUUAACCCAGUUGUGUUUGUAGAUAUAAAAUUUUUUUGCAUAGUUGAAGCUGCAUGUGAUCAAACAAAAACUUGAAAGUCAAAGGAUUUUAGCCAGUAUAUUAUGUGUGUAUGUGUCAAGCUAGUGUGGAAUGUUGCAAGAUACAUGAGCGGAGUGGGUUUGAUAAAAAUAUUGCUCCUGUUUUAAGAUGUUAAACUUUUGAAAGAUAAAAGGCGUAUGCCUCCUUCUUAAAUGUCAAAAGUUACGAGACAGAUGUAAUAAAGGUCUAUGAUCUAAAGGAUGCCUGAACUUGUAUGACAGAUUGUAUUAGAUGAUGCAGUUUAUGAUGCUUCUUAGAUAGAUAAAAUGAAGUACUUAUAUCUAAGUUUAGUGAUUUAAAUGGUUCUGAAAAUUUAAUUUACCAUUGACAAAACGUUCAUAUAUAUAUGAGAAAGUGUACGUUAUUUACCAAUUUCUUGAUUUAUGACACAUGGUAUCAAUUGUGAGGUGCUAUUUCUUAAACUGCCUCAAGUUUCGUAGACUAUCAAAAUUUUCCUUUUUGAUUUUUCGUGAUGAUUUAUACUAAUUCGGUCAACUUCAUAGGCAUUAUUUAUAGGUAUUUUGAAAGGUUGUAUUUAUCGUAGAAAAGGCAUUUUCAUAGAAAAGUUUUACAUACAUAUGAUGUUUUACUAUUAAAAUGAUAGAAAUGAAAAAAAAAAUUAAAGCGACAUUAUAUCGUUGACGGGCAUUGUUUAGUUUAGUUAAGCUGUGUGGCAUUUAUAGACUAAAUCAUUGGAGACGUCAAAGCGGCCUUAUACAAAAAUAGCAUUUGUAGUUCAUUCCUCAUUUGCAUCUUAAAUUAUUUUUCACGCCUAAUUGCAUUUCACUUAUCGUUUUGAUUUCAAAUGGUGCUUUAACUUAAAGUGUGUAAAUGAAUAUGAAAAAAAUGCUAGAACAAAAUGAAUGUAAGACAUAGCUUAGUCAUAUUUGCUUAAAGAGGUACUAGAUAUAUUGUUUUCCACGGUGCUCAUGUUAUUAAGGUACUCAAUGUACAAAUAAGGUGGACAUUUUAAUAAGCCAUUGAUAAUGAUGUUAAAUUUAGAUGCCUGGUGACCACAUAUAAUUUUUAAUUAAUUUAAAAAGGAUUUUGUCUACUGAUUACUUAUAUGUUAAAUAUAUGACAAAAAAACAUGAUAAAGCUUAGUUAAUAAGUUAACUUAUGCAGUUUAUAUAUAUUGUUUUAUUUUAACUAAAAUCAGACGCGAAAUCACCUGUUUUGCAAUAUUUGAAGACUAAAAAAAAUCUGUUAAUCUCUCUACUGAUAAAGCCCUUUUAAAUGAUACGUAAAUAAUAUUAGGAUCUUCAGACAUCACACACAGUAUAUAUUGCACAUUGAAAACCUUAAAAUUGACUUGCCAUCUGGUAAGGAUUAGUUGUGUUUAGUUUCUACUAAUUUCAUUCGAUGAGUUUGGAUAUAUUUUUAUAUCAUUUUUCAUAACUUCAUUCCAUCAUGUUGAUUUUAGAAAAGCUUGCCAAUGAAUAUGACUGCCAGUGAAUUUUGUUUUUAUUUUGCAUUUUUGGCGAGAUGCUUUCUUGCGAAGUUUAAUAGGACAUGUAUACUAAACAAUCCAUGUUGUUGUUCAAACGCUGUCACGUCACCUUAAUGGAAGAACUCAUUAUCUGUUUCUAUUCCCUAUAUGAACUUAUUUAGUUAGUGCACUAAGGUGACGAUUAGCAGUGUAGAUCAUACUGUCAAAAAUGUACAUACUUUUUACGUUAAUAUUAAAACAAAUAAUAUGUUAUUUGCCUAAACAGGGGUCCUUAAGUUCAGGGAGAACUUUGAAACAAUUCCAAAAGGGGUAUAAGCCGCUUUACUCUAUUUUGGGGAAUAGAUCCCUGGUUCUCUGACAGACCCCGGCUAUUUUCAAGAUUCACAAUUAUCAGUUGUUAGUACAAGCACUUUGACAGUUAUGGUGGCAUUUAAUCUACUUUUCUAUAUAAAUAUUUAUGAACAGAAAGAAACAAAGAAUCAUUAUGAGAUUGGGCCUGAUGAACACAUUCAUAUGUAAGUUUUAUUCACAUCAUUCUUGUCAUAACAUUUUCAUUUCAGAAGAUUAAGAUAAAGUUGCCAUAAAGUAAUAAUAUAUAUUUUUCAUGCACAUAUUAAUGACUGUUUUAUUUUUGAUUGCUUUUUAAUUCAUCAGCUCAAAGUAUAAACUUCUUUGAAAGAAAAUAAUUUCUACGGUGUACACAGUUAUGAAGGCUCUGAUAGUUAUUUCGCGCACAAUUUUGAUGUCCUCGAAGGAAUUAUGUUUCUUAAGUCAAUAAAUACUGCAUGUUAUAUAUUUCAUUGCUACACCUGUCUUCUCGUGUUUUGUAUAGAAUAUAAUAUGUUGUGUUCUUUUUGGAGAAUGUUCAGUGUUCGUGUUGCCAGAAGGUUGUCUUAUAUGAUUAUGAAAACUGAUUUUAGUCAUUUUGUAUGAAACACCAGCCUGACCAGGAUCCUUUUAUAUCUCAGUAUUCCGAACGAAGUGACAUUGCUACAGGCAACAUGUUGACUUGUAUAAUUGUUUCAGUGAGAAAACAUCGUAAACAAUAAAAUAGAGCUCUACUGAUAUUGAUGAUUUUUACGUGAUAGAACAUGCUUUAUUUUGCCGAAAUGAGUUUCGUAACAAUAAUUAUACAGAAUUGAACUAUUUUAGGCUUGGAUUUACAAAUUCUUACUAUAAUGAGUUUCUACUAUCUGCUGUUCAGCGUUGUUUUUUCUCUCAAAAAGAUACGUUAAUAACUCAUAUUCAACUGUUUUAAACACAAAAAAUCACCUAUCUAAAAACCUGGACGUUUCCCUUUAAGAGAAGAAUAAAAAUAACAUUUUGCCAGAAGUCGUUUUUGCAGAAUUUGUAAACAAUUUUAUGAUUUUGGGAAACAACAUGAUGUGAUGAAUUUCAAUUGAUCUCGUUCAGUUGUUUAUUUUAUAGACAUAGAAUAGUUUUAUACACCGUCUACAAAAUAUCCAAGCUACGUCAACAUAUUUCUUUACUAAGCAUGGUAAAUAUGUGAAUAAACAAAUACCGUUGUUUUUAGAUUCGAAAAUCUUUGAUGUUUAUUUUGUUUCAGUAUUUUCCGCUUUAAACAUUUCGUAAGUCAUGUAAGUUUUAAAAACUCCUUACGUUUACAGGGGCAUAAGCCACUGAAUACUUAUAUGAGGGUUCAUAACUAUGUAUAUAAUAAUAAUAUACCAGAAAUCAAGAGAUUUGUUUUGUUUUUAUUAUUUUUUCAGUAUAAAUAUAGCCUUAUUUAGCUUUCUUUUUUUGUAAUUAUUUUGUAGCAUACGCUUACAUUCGGAACGCCUCGGCCAUUUUCUAUCGUAAACAACCUCGGAUGUAUGCCGGUACACCAGUAGAAGUAGUUCGUAAAAUUUGAAUUUAUUAUUAAUUAAAUGUAGUGUUUUUAUGCAUAUCUAAGUUUAAAUUGAUUGGCCAGUGAAGUGUAUUAUUUCAAACAAAAUUUCGAUUCCCAAGGGUUAAGUCAUUAAGUUUAACUUUUUAAUUGAAAUCACUACGCGAUCUACUUGCAGCGUAGUUAAAGUGUUCAUAUUUCUGACAUUGUAAACCGUCCAUAUACAUCCGAGGUUGUCGAUAGAAAAUGGCCGAGGAGUUCUGAAUAAUACGCUGAAGUUUGUUCGGACUUAUUUCCACUGUGUAGGAACUACGUCAAAAGUAUAAAUGUAGUCUCUUGAGGUAUCCGAUGUGAAAUUAAGCUAGUUAUUUGAUUGGACCAUUGGCGAUCAGGUUUAAUUUUGAAACCUGUUGACCCAUUAACAGUUUGGUAUUAUAUGAGAGUGUAUUGCUAGCUGGUUCAAUACUUUUAUGUAUGUAAAAUAAAUUACCGAUAAUACAUUACAGAAAAAUUUGA
Molecule: messenger RNA, 5937 nt
Organism: Mya arenaria
Lineage: Eukaryota; Metazoa; Mollusca; Bivalvia; Myida; Myidae
Product: innexin unc-9-like
Exons: 5
Coding region: 151-1359 (402 amino acids)
Source: RefSeq, a predicted model, not a curated record